Molecule: messenger RNA, 1775 nt
Organism: Morone saxatilis (striped sea-bass)
Lineage: Eukaryota; Metazoa; Chordata; Actinopteri; Moronidae
Product: guanine nucleotide-binding protein G(s) subunit alpha
Exons: 8
Coding region: 643-1383 (246 amino acids)
Biological process (GO): sensory perception of chemical stimulus; adenylate cyclase-activating dopamine receptor signaling pathway
Cellular component (GO): heterotrimeric G-protein complex
Molecular function (GO): mu-type opioid receptor binding; GTP binding; G-protein beta/gamma-subunit complex binding
Source: RefSeq, a predicted model, not a curated record
UGGGCUCGGCAGAUGUCGGCGGCAGCCAUGUUAACUCUGUCAUCGUUAGAGCUUUUAGAGUCUGUCACAUUCAGGUUAUUUAUGUGUUCGGAGGGCUCAGCGUUAGGGGUUGUUAAGGGAGGGUGAAGUUAGACGCUCGCAGGGUCUGAGCUGCGGAUACGGGGCAGUAACAGGCUGAACAGUUAUCCACCGAGGGCUCUGGGUGUGCUGGCACAGCGGCGGCUCUGUGGUGUGGGAACAGCUGAGCCACUCGGCCCCCGCAGAGCGCCGACGGUACCGGACUGGUUGGCUGCUUAAUUGCCUCCGUGUGUUUUAAAUGAAUAUCUGUCGGUGUGCGUUUGUGCAGAGAGAUAUUCACACUCUUUGUUCCCCACACAGUUUUUCCUGUUCUGUUUCUCUUCCAGUCUCACGCUGACUCUCUCUGCGUCCUGACUCACAGUCUGCUCCCCCUGUCUGUCCGGUACCGUUGCUUCCACAGACCCAGCCCCCUGUUCCUCUCAGUGUGUUACCUGCAGCCCUCCUGUCACAUUUCACCCCUGCGUGCCACAUUCCUAGUUAUCUCCGAGGGGGUUACAUACCUUCGCCCCGAGAGGCAGCUACUAGCAAGCCUCUUGCCUUUCUAGUUGUAGGAGAGGUGGGCCGAUGAUCAGUCAAAACAGACAGCCGUGCAGGAAUCAAACAGGCUGGGAAAUCAGUACGUUUGUCUACAUUAUCAGCCACUGUUGCAGCUUCUUAGACAGGAUUGAGGUGGUCAGGCAGAAUGACUACACACCCACUGAUCAGGACCUGUUGAGAUGCAGAGUACUGACAUCCGGGAUCUUCGAGACAAGAUUUCAAAUAGACAAAGUCAAUUUCCAUAUGUUCGAUGUUGGAGGUCAGAGGGAUGAACGUCGAAAAUGGAUCCAGUGUUUUAACGAUGUGACAGCUAUCAUCUUUGUGGUGGCGAGUAGCAGCUACAACAUGGUGAUCAGAGAAGACAAUCAGACCAACAGACUACAGGAAGCCCUCAACCUUUUCAAGAACAUUUGGAACAACAGGUGGCUACGGACCAUUUCGGUAAUCCUCUUCCUGAACAAGCAGGACCUGCUCGCUGAGAAGGUUUUGGCAGGGAAAUCUAAAAUUGAGGAGUACUUCCCGGAGUUUGCACGCUACACUACACCUGAUGAUGCAAUACCAGAGCCAGGUGAAGAUCCCCGUGUCACAAGGGCAAAGUACUUCAUUCGGGAUGAGUUUCUGAGGAUUAGCACAGCCAGCGGGGACGGACGGCAUUACUGUUACCCCCACUUCACCUGCGCGGUCGACACAGAAAACAUCCGCCGCGUCUUCAAUGACUGUCGCGACAUCAUACAGAGGAUGCACCUACGGCAGUACGAGCUCUUGUGAUUGGCGGCGGCAUCCGGUCUACUUAUCUACCUACCAACCUACCUAUCUACCCCCACCACCAGUUAGCCAAUCACCUCCUCCACUUCCACCGAUUUCACCAAACCACAGAGUGAGCGACUGACCGCCCUCCCUCCCUCCCUCCCUUCCAUCCCGAUACAACUCCCACUUCUCCCAGUAACACGAUUUCAGAAAAACGGAACAGUGGAAAGACUUUUUUUUGUUUUGUUUGUUUUUUUAAAAAAAAGGAAACACAGUUAAGGAUACACCAACAACAGUUUCAUCAACUAUUAGCCAGGACUGACUGCUGUACUCAGCUACACUUUGACCCAGGAUAGAGGGUCAGGACUGGAACCCCUCAGUGCAGGCUAUCCCUCCUUUUAGCUCUCUCUCUC